This is a messenger RNA of Nylanderia fulva, 872 nucleotides long. The record is from RefSeq and is a predicted model, not a curated record. Lineage: Eukaryota; Metazoa; Arthropoda; Insecta; Hymenoptera; Formicidae.
AAUUAAGUUACUGCGCAACGCGAAACUCGAUAUCGCAAUAAAUUUGUCCAAUCACGAAUCAAUCAUAGAAAUUCGCUACUUUCACUACUUCAUUUGCGAUCGGAAACGAAGGACCUCGUGCUUUGUGGUCUCGAAUAAUUCUUCCUUCCGUUUUAAGAGCUUGUGCUGAUAAGACGUGUACAUACGUGAGUAUAAUUCCUUAUAAGGAAUUUUCUAGAAAAGUUCGUCGUGAUUUUCACUUACUACUUAUAAUACGUCGCGAAUAUCGUGAGUAUAAAAUCGUAUCUGGUUCGCGCGAAUAAUAAAAUUUAAUAAAUGCGUUUUGUGUCGAGUGUCUUUCGUUCGUAUUCUUCGGAAAAUCUGUGCCAUUCGAACAGUCGAUCGUUUCGUCGUCAUUUUCGCCACGUGGCAAGAUUUUCUGGCUUUUGUGCUCAAGAGGACUUUCAGCUUAUAAGCUCGGGAUAUUUGGAACUGGCUUUUGUGUUGCUCAAGAAGAUUUUCAGCUCAAAAACAACACCCAUCUACUCGGCAUAUUUGGAACUGACUUUUGUGCUCAAGAAGAUUUUUAGCUCAAACAACCAUCCAUUUACUCGACAUAUUUGGCAAGUCUUUAUAAUUUAAUUAAAUAAUAUUCUAUUUUAAUAUAUUUAUUAAGAAAUGGCAUUUCGAGUCUGUCGCAGAUAAUCAUGCAAUUUUUUUUACAUUUUUCGUUUCUUUUGAGAUUUUGUUUCUCGUCAUAUUUGUUGUUGGAAUCGAAAUCAUAUAUAUAAAUCGUCCUUUAAGGCAGUAAUAUUAAUAUAAUUCUGGUUCUUUAUAUACUUUCUAGUUAUGUAUACACUACAGUGUAUACAAGUCAAUCAAAUAAAUUAUAU